This is a messenger RNA of Pelmatolapia mariae (spotted tilapia), 6692 nucleotides long. RefSeq names its product trichorhinophalangeal syndrome I (gene trps1). Gene Ontology annotation, biological process: regulation of transcription by RNA polymerase II. Bases 854 to 5521 code for a protein of 1555 amino acids. The record is from RefSeq and is a predicted model, not a curated record. Lineage: Eukaryota; Metazoa; Chordata; Actinopteri; Cichliformes; Cichlidae. Gene Ontology annotation, cellular component: nucleus. Gene Ontology annotation, molecular function: RNA polymerase II transcription regulatory region sequence-specific DNA binding; zinc ion binding; DNA-binding transcription factor activity. The transcript is spliced from 11 exons.
CCCAUCCACGGCUGAAUAACAUAACUAUACCUUCGGAAUAUUGCAAUACCUGAGCCAAACUCACUCAGUAAUGAGUCGGUAUUAGCCUAGUUUCAUGUGCUACCGCGAAGCCUUAACUAUCUCUCUUUCCCUCUCAGACCAAAGAGAAAAAAAAGAAAAGAAAGAGAGAGACAGCCAAGACACAGUCACCCCGUCCGACAUCAUCAACAAACAAAAACCCCACAAAGAGACGAAGCAGCCAGCCAAGCAGCCAGCCAGCCAGCCAGCCACCAUCUUAACAGGCUGCUGAAAGAGACACACACAGAGAGAACAGAGGCUAAUGCUUAUUUUUGAUCAACAGGUUGUUAAGAUGAUAGUGGACUCUGACAACCAUGACUGAGGACCUUAACCAGAAUUGAAUUACGGAAAAAAAAAAACAAAAAAUAAAAAUAAAGGACCGGACAGCAAACGUGACAGCUUGCAUAACAGCUCUUACGCAGAACACACACUUGAUCAAACUCAAAGCUGUAAUGGCCAGCUGUUAAGCGUACGAGGGGGGGCAGCAGCCGUGGACUUAAAGUAGCUGAUGCGACUUACAGUUGAAGACCUUCACAAGCAAAAGUCAAAGAAGCCGAAGAAUUUCAGCGCGGAUGCUCACGGACCUGCGAGGAGUUGUGUGGACCUGAUUAAGAAAUGGAAGGAUACUAGCUCUGGUCUGACACCUGGUUUCUGCUUUCCAUUACGCUGUGGAGUACAGAAGGCCAGUAGCCGAACUGCGCUGCUGGACGGACCGCUGCGGCGUAGGGUUAAACCGAGCCAUUUCAUCAGAACCGAUGCCAAAGCCAGGAGCCAGCCAUGAUGUUUAUAUAACCCGAUGAUCAGCAGAGAAAUGGUGAGGAAGAAGAAUCCCCCUAUCCGGAGUGUGGGAGGCGAGGAGGAAGAGGAAGAAGAGGGAAAGAGGCCAGCGGGAGAAGAGGAAGAAGAAGGCGAGGAGGAAGGGAGAGUGGGAGCAGAGGCCGAACGAAUAAACCGACCCUCUGAGCCGGAAUCCUCCGAGCGGGUCAGAGGAGAUGAGGAGCAGCAGGAGGAGGAGGAGGGGGGAGAGAGCGAGUGCAUUUCCUCGUCUGUCUCUCCCUCGUCUGUCGGCGAUCGCUACGGUAAUGAGGAGCGAGGGGGGAGGAGAGGAGGAGGCAGGGGAAGGGCAAAGCAAGGAGGAGCAGCGCUGACGGACAGGCCGGAGAGCCAGUCGGAGCCUGAGGACGGGGACAGAGCGGUAGAAGAAGGGGAGAGAAGCGACAGAGAAAGGGGGGAGGCAGAUCAUCUCACCCCUCCUCUCCUCUCUGCCCCGCACCUCCUCCCAAGACAGGAAGGAGGGGAGGAGACCACGACCGAUACCCCUCCGCUUUCCUCCAGCCCCUCUCCUAAACUCCAGGACUUCAAGUGCAAUGUGUGUGGCUACGGUUACUAUGGCAACGACCCGGCUGACCUGGUGAAGCACUUUCGGAAGUAUCACCUGGGCCUGCACAACCGCACACGGCAGGAUGCUGCUCUGGACACACACAUCCUGGCACUCCACAACAUGGCUCCCCAACACACACCUAUUGACAUACAGGCGGGACAAGGGCAGAGGAGCCAAGCCAAAGACUUGGGGAAGACAAGACCAGAGAUACAGAGUCAGCAGCAUAGGACAGUUAUGAUGAAUGGCACAUAUGACGUACAGGUGACGUUGGGUGGCACGCUCAUUGGAAUCGGUCGGAAGACCUCAGAUUGCCAAGGAAACACAAAGUACUUUCGCUGCAAAUUCUGCAACUUCACGUACAUGGGCAGUAAUUCCUUGGAACUUGAACAACAUUUCCUUUCCUCGCACCCAAACAAAGUCAAAACACCGCCAACCACACCCCUGCUGACCACAAAUAACCUGGCAACGCACGACAACCAGCUGAAGGGACGGAGUCAAGCCUUAGACGGGGCCGAGCGAGUUGCGGUGCGCGCAGAGGACGACUCUUUGGUCGGGUACUUUAUCCCAGUCAGGUCUUGUUCGGAUUCAUCGGGCUGGGUGGGGGAGGCUGGUCGAGGCGCCGUGCAGACGUAUUAUUGGUGUAAAUUCUGCAGCUGGAGUUGCGAGUGGUCGGGGGGUUCUGCAAAGCUUUUAGAGCACUAUGAGCAAAGACACAAAAUGAACACCGGUGGUACUACAAGCCCCAACAACUCUAAUCCUGGUGAGAUGGACAGAGAGCGAGAAAGAGGAGGAAGGAGAGAUGGAGGAGAGAGAGACCAAAUGGUAUCAAAAGGCCGAAAAGAUCAGCCAUCCAACCUCUCCAACACCAGCCAAGGAGACCCAAACAGCAGUGAUUCAGAAGCAGUUGUGACCAGUUAUAACUGUCAGUUGUGUGAUUUCCGGUACUCCAUGGCCCACAGUGCGGAUGUGAUCGUAGUAGCACCUUUACUACUGCACUACCAGCAUAACCACUCCAUCCACCGCUGCAGCAUUCAACACUGCAUGUAUUGUCCACAGGGUCUCUGUCAGCCACAAAAACACCUAGGGGAGGUAUCCCACCCAUUCGCUUGUCGGAAGCCCACCUGCCCCAAAUGCUGUUCAAAGUUCCCUCAACUCGCCAAACAGCAGGACGCCAUUGGUUCAAAACCCGCUGUCACCACCUCACCCAGCGUGACUCCUCCUAAUCCUAGAGGCGACCACAGUGGGAUUUCUGGUUCUACUUUUCACCCCUCUAACCCCGCCCAUCCUGUUGUCACACAAGGCGUCACCCACUUGUGUGACCAGUGUGCAUUUGCUACCACUGACAUUGACGUGUUGCUGCAACACUAUGAAAGCUGCCACAACCUGAUCAACCUAAAGGGGGCUCCCCCACAUGUCAAAGCUGAGGAAGAAGCUGCGGGAGACAAGGAAGGAGGGCGAGGAGGCGCAGGAGAGAGGGAGUACUCAUGUACAAAGUGUCACUUCAUUACAGAAGUGGAAGAAGAGAUUUUUAGACACUACAGGCGUGUCCACGCGUGUUGUCGCUGUCGACGUUGCGACUUCACGGCUCCAGAUUCAUCAGCCCUCCUCGACCAUUUCAACUCAGCUCACUGUCACGACUCCUCUCCCUCGUUAGGCUCAUUCACGACAACCUCCUUGCCCACUUCACUGACUCCUUCCCUAACACUCUUGGCCAAUGGCUGCUCAGCGCCUUCUACUUUAGCCAUUAAAGAAGAGAGCAAAGGGGAUAUCCGCCUCCUCUACUCCCUGGCGCCGCCUGAGGGACGGUUGGCCGAAGGUUGCAGAGAAGAGGCAGGCGGGCUGGUAAAAAGUGAGGGUGGUGAGGAGAAAGAAAGAGAACGGGAAAAGGGCUGGGUUCUUGGUGAGACAAGAGGACUGGGGGAAAGAGGGGGUGAGCAGGCCCACGGCUUACUUUGGGUGCCUAAGGAGCGAAUGGGACCUGAAAGAGGUGCAGGAAGUGGGAGCCCAUCUCUUUUCACCUCCCCACUGUCGCUGUCUUUUGUCUCAGCCAAUCACGAAGCCUCACAGCAGAAAAGAGGCGUGGCCUCACCUAGCAUGGUUUACCUGGGAGACACCAAGUCAUUUUUGGGAGAUACAAAGUCCUUUUUGGCAGAUGCCAAGUAUGGAGGAGGGAGACCAGGAUCAACCGCUUCCGGUGGGGCAGGAGCUGGCGAGAAGCAGAGCCAGAUGACCCCCCAGCAGUACACAGGAGGAGGAGGAAGUGCUGGUGGUGGUGGCGGAGGUGGUGGAGGACAGGAAGGGAAAGGAGGAGCCAAUAAAGAGGAAUCCCAGUCCUUGCUAAGGCGGCGCAGAGGUAGUGGAGUUUUCUGCGCUAACUGUCUGACCACCAAGACAUCGCUGUGGAGGAAAAAUGCUAAUGGAGGCUACGUCUGCAACGCAUGUGGUUUAUACCAAAAACUACAUUCAACACCCAGACCUCUAAACAUCAUCAAGCAGAACAACGGUGAGCAAAUCAUCCGCCGUCGAACCCGGAAACGCCUCAACCCCGAUUCGCUUUCGUCUGAAAACCCUGCCCCCAAGCAACAACGCAUCACCAGCGAAGAGCGCAUGAACGGGGAGGAAACAGACAGGAGCUGUGCGUCAGUCAAAAACCAGCAGCCUUCCCCUCGCUCACGCUCACCGCGGUCCACGCAAGCCUUCUUGGCCAAUCAAACAUUGGAGAUCCACAGGCGUAUGCCUCCUCUUCUCCUCCCCUCACAUGCCCCCUCCUCAGUGGGAGCGGAGGGCAAUGGCGGUAUCACAGAGGGAGGGAUAACAUCGAAAGUGGAGGGGGGUAAAGGAGGAGGGGGAUCGGAAAGAGGCAGUCCAAUUGAAAAGUACAUGCGUCCGUCCAAACCGUCUAGUUAUUCACCUCCAGGUUCACCCAUUGAAAAAUAUCAGUACCCUCUUUUCUCCUUACCCCUUCCAUUAACCAUUUCACCUGAUUUGACCCCGGAGUCAGAUUGGCUCAGGUUCUGGACCAAGUAUAAGAUGGCAGCCGCCUCUGGGGUUCCUGGUAGCAUCAGUAAUCUAAGCAGCCCCGGGAGCCUUGGAAAUAAUGCUCAUUAUCUUAGCGCGAUGGUGACUCCAGUACAGCAUCAUCAGCAAAGCUACACGGUGCCUUACUGCGCCUCUCCCUACUCUCCUCUUCCUCCACCUCCAGCUCCUACUCACUAUCCUCCUCCUCCUCUUCACGUCCAAACCCCUACUUCAUCAUCAUUAGAAAACGAUGCUCCUUUGGAUCUCGCAAUAAGACAAAGAGAUACAAGUGCUGUAAACGCGCACAUGUCCACAAAUGGUGCCGAAAGGCGAAGGCAGGAGUCGCCGCUAACUGACAGGUUAAGAGGUAACUGGAAAGGAGAGAAAGAGGAGGAGGAGAGGACAGACGAAGGAGGGAAUCCAGGUGAGGAGAUAGGGAAGGAAGAAAAAGAAUGUUUGUCAACAUGUCAGUCAAGUGUCCCGUCUAAUCGCAAAAUGGUGGAGGUGGCCACACAGGAUGACCUGACCAAUCGCUGCGUCCACUGUGGGAUCUACUUCAUAGAUGAGGUGAUGUAUGCCCUGCACAUGAGUUGCCACGGUGACAAAGGACCAUACCAGUGCAGUUUUUGCCUCCACGUGUGCGCGGAUCGAUACGAUUUCACCACGCACAUACAGAGAGGCUUACACAGGUACACAGACAAAACGACACAACAGAGUUGUCAAAUGCAAGAUGGCAAAAUUCAGAACGCUGCGGGAAUGUCGGAGCACGAGUGUCAAAAUGCGACGGAGGAGGAACGAGAUGAAGACGGUCAUUAUGAGACCACAGGCGAAGGUGAUGUAGUAGAAUCGUGUCAUGACAACCAAGCAAAACAACAGACAGGCAGCGAUGGCACUGACAAUGAAACGGAGGCUGAAAAAGAAGCAAAAGGAGAGGACAAUGCCACGACAAACCAGGACUUGGGAGGCAAAACGGUGUCGCACAUCAGUGAUGACGUCACAAGAAGCUCAGAGGUCACAACUGUUGCUGGCUCUAAAAUAUUAGAUGAGAACACAGAUGGGAAUUAAUUGAUCUCUUUGACUCAUGCAAACCUUUAAGAGCGUUGUUGUUGGAUGAAUAAGCUGUAUGCCUUCAUGUUUCUGGAGGCUAGCUCAUGUCAAAGUGGGCCUAUCCUGGGCACUAAAAGGAACACAUCCUUAUGCUGGAAGCACCCGGCUGUCAAAUGGUCAGAAAUCAUUGUAGGAUCCAGCUGAACUAUAGCAGGGGCAGUUGAAGAAAUUGCCCGAAUCCUCUGCUGAGUGACGGCCACUUGACAGCUCUCUGGCAGGCAUUCAACAACAGGCAUGGAGUUGAAAUCACCUUUAAUAAGCAGCCACUUCAUGCGAUUUCCACAUAAGGGGAUUGGAAGCUGGGCUAAAAGUUGAACUGGUUAUAUUUUGGAUAACUUUUGGGAGCUCAGCACUUGCAUGGCCACCAUAAAGGAGAGCAAAAAAAAAAAAGAAACUAGAAGCAAAAUAAUUAACCUGAACUGAACUGAGCUGGGCUGAUUACUUAUGCACCAUACUAAAAAAAAGCUGGUCCAAACUAGUCUAAUGUAUCAUUGAGACGGUUUUAUUUUGGUACAGCCAGAUGUGAUCUGGUUAGGAUUGCUUUGUUCUUGUCCAGAGCAUGUUUUUGACUGUUUUUUUUCCUCUGUGCAAAUGGAUCUAAAACCAAAAUUCUUUUUUUUUUGACUAAUUAAAGCUGGUUAGUUUGAAACCAGUUUAUGCUGGGCUGCAGUUGAGUUGGUGUUACCUCGGUAAAAAGUGAUCAGUUGGUUUCUUUCACUUAGCCUGUUUUUUCUGAAACUGAUCAAGUUCUUGGUUCUCGGGUUUUGAGUCAGCUGGGACUUUUUCGAACUGCUGAGCCAGUUUGACUUGUUAAAACCGGUUAAACUCCGGACCGAAGUGUUUUCUCUAUCCGUUUGGAUUAAACCAAGUGACAUUAUUUUCUACCUUCCUCUGUGCCAUGAUACUAGCUAUGUGCCUGGCUGCCUGCCCAACAACCAUCUAGUACCCGCUUAACAUUUAUAUUAAUAAUAAUAAUAACGGUAAUAAUAAUGAUGAUGAUGAUGCUAUCGUACAAAAAAAAUGCAAUUUGCUACACUUUCAUAUAUAAUAUGGUAUUUUGUAAAGGAAAAUGCUUUUUGCAGGAAAUGGUACUAUAGAAAUUAGCCUAUGUGAGUUUUUUUCUCUUGUU